This is a messenger RNA of Rhinichthys klamathensis goyatoka, 1852 nucleotides long. RefSeq names its product transmembrane protein with metallophosphoesterase domain (gene tmppe). The coding region runs from base 415 to 1740 and encodes 441 amino acids. Lineage: Eukaryota; Metazoa; Chordata; Actinopteri; Cypriniformes; Leuciscidae. The record is from RefSeq and is a predicted model, not a curated record. Gene Ontology annotation, molecular function: hydrolase activity. The transcript is spliced from 5 exons.
UCUGUAAUGUGACGAGCCAAUGAUAUUACCGCACACACUUGUCACGCAGAAGAGCUUGAAGAGACGCUGUCAAAUGACUGGCGUGUUUAUAUUUCAUUUGUUUACAAGAUCGCGAAUUAUGUUAUGGACGCUUUUGUAGUUUGAGUGUGUAGCAAAUGUCUGUAUGACCUUUCUAGUCGGAAACCACAACAGUAUUUUUCAUGUUGUCAUCAUCGCGGCCAUCACACGUCUUUGUCUGCGGAAGUAGUUUUGUUCUCCAGUGUCCCAGUUAAGAUAAUAACGUUUAUUUUUACUUGAAUGGACCGUGAAUUGAAAGGUAUGACGAACUCUUUUAUCAUUAUUAUACGUUAUAGCGUGCCAAGAAUGAAUGCACCCUGUUUGUAAUAGACUGUCCCAGGGUCAGUGACCGAGCACAUGCCAGUCAGUAUGUUUGGAUUUGGACGCCUCUCCGCAGAGGGGAAAAUCGGAAUCGCGUCGGGAGUUGUUUUUUUCUCAAUGCUCAUGUCCAGAACAUUAAUUUCGGAGCGGGUUGACAUAGGCACGCGCGCUUCGCUGUUUCGUGUUCAGUUUCUCCUCUUCAUCAACUCCCUGCUACUCCUCGGCUCGCUCUACAUCUGGAAACGCGUGGGGAGGCGACUGUGCGGAACCAGAGGUGCUCCUUCUGUCCCGCAGAGAUGUUGGCGUCUUCUUGUCCUGCUCUUUCUCACUCUCGUGCACGGGAGUUACCUAUGCAUGUUUUUCCUCGUGGAUACUGAGCCACACUGGUUUUCAAUUUUGAGUUUUUCCUGUUUGGGGAUUUAUGUCAUCCUACUGUUCUUCCUGUUUGUUUUUGGCUGCCUAAACCGCCUUCGCAGGCUUCUCUCCCGCAGGCGAGGUGAAGAGGAUGCGGUCGCGAGCGCAUCAGCCAGCCAGACAGUGUUGGCAUUGAUAGUAACAGCAAUACUGGCAGUGUAUGGGUUGGUAAAUGCAGCCCAACCUCCACGAGUAAUUGAGGUGGAGAUACCAGUAGAGAAGCUGCCCGAGUCUUUGAACGGGCUCAGGUUGGUGCUUCUGUCCGACAUACAUCUUGGACCUACAGUAGGCCGCUCCAAACUGCAGCGCAUUGUGACUAUGGUGAAUGAGCUGAACCCAGAUGUAGUGGUGAUUGUCGGUGAUCUGACUGACUCUCAGGUAACUCGAUUAAGGAGCGCUGCAGAACCACUGGGACAGAUGAGAGCUCGGCUGGGCUCCUAUUUUGCUACAGGCAAUCAUGACUAUUACACUGCUGAUGUUGAAGGCUGGUUUGAGCUCUUGCGCUCAAUGGGGAUUGAGUCUCUUCACAACAGCAAUGUGAAAGUGUUCCGCCCAGAACGGACUCAAGACUGGAUUUGCCUUGCCGGCAUUGAUGACCUCGAGGCCCGCAUGUUACGAUACCCAGGCCAUGGCAUGGAUGUUGAGAAAGCUCUUAGUGGCUGCAGUGCAGAGAGCCCUAUUAUUCUUCUUGCUCAUCAGCCUCAUGCUGCCAAACAGGCCCUCCAGCAACGGCCAGACAUCAGCCUGGUACUCUCAGGUCACACACACGCUGGUCAGCUGUUCCCCCUCACCAUCCUGGCAUUCCUGAUGAAUCCAUUUUUCUGUGGACUCUACCGUGUCUCUGAACACACCAUGGUCUACGUGACCUCUGGAACCGGUUAUUAUGGCAUUCCAAUGAGAAUUGCAAGCCGUUCAGAAAUCACAAACAUUAUACUGAAACGUGCUUGAGAGCACUCACACAGUGCAGGAAUCAAACACAUUCUCAACUAUACAUAUUCAUUACCUCAUAAUCCAGCAUGCUGUCACACAAUUAAACAUGCAUUGCAUAACAAUGUAUGUA